ACAAGCCCUAUAAAAGUAUGAUUUAAUUACAGAAAGCGGAGGAGCAGUGAGCGAAGCGUGCGGUUCAAGCGAAAGACACAACUUUGUUCAUUGUAAGUUGUAACUACCCAAAAACCCUCGGCAAAAAAACUCAUUCACUUGCCGAUUUUCAGCUUCUUUGGGGUUUGUUAAAGAGCUAAAGUUGAGGAUUUUAGGAUAAUUUUCAGUUUUAAGGUGGGGGUGUUUGCAAAUAAAAUAGUAAUCGGAGGUGAAAAAUUGGAUGAGAGUUAACAAAAUCAAGGGUGUGGUUGAUGAAGAACUCUUUUAAAGACACAAUCAAAGCGCUUGAAGCUGAUAUUCAACAUGCCAACACUCUGGCAUCCGAUUAUCCGAAGGAGUACGAUGGUGCUUGCCUUCAGAUGAGACUAUCGUAUAGUCCUUGUGCGCAUAUUUUUCUCUUCCUUGUUCAAUGGACCGAUUGUCAUCUUGCAGGUGCACUCGGGUUAAUAAGGAUCCUUAUUUACAAGGCAUAUGAGGAUGGUAAGACAACUAUGUAUAUUCAUGAGAGGAAAGCUAGUAUUAGGGAGUUUUACGGAGUGAUAUUCCCAUCUUUGGGGCAACUUAAUGGUGGAAUAAGUGAUGCCGAAGAGAGUAAACAAAGAGAGAUUUGUGAGAGCAAAUACGGGAGAAAAGAUGAUGUGAUGGACAAGGGUAAACUGUCCGAAAUUGAAAUCGAGCGAGAGGAAGAAUGUGGGAUUUGUAUGGAGAUGAAAACUAAGGUUGUUCUACCGAGUUGCAGUCAUUCUUUGUGUAUUAAGUGCUACAGAGAUUGGCGGACAAGAUCUCAAUCGUGCCCAUUUUGUCGAGAUAGUUUGAAGAGAAUGAAUUCUAAUGAACUUUGGAUAUACCCUAGCAACUGUGAAAUUAUCGACUUAUCCACCUUUGCAAAGGAAAAUCUGAAGAGAUUCUUCGCGUAUAUUAAUAGAUUGCCUCUCGUUAUUCCAGGUUCAAUAGCAGUUUCUUAUGAUCCUCAUUUUUUAUGAAGGAUUCUUGUCGAAUUUUCAUACAUAGGAUACCAAAUUGUUGUAUAUAGGAUUGUGUUUAUACAUUCUUUUUUACUUCUACAUUUGUGACUGUAAAUACAUUAGGAUUGCCUUCAUUAUUUAAAUUGUUAACAAUCCUCUGUUGCGUUGAUACAUCGUGUUUAUAU
Molecule: messenger RNA, 1189 nt
Organism: Erythranthe guttata (spotted monkey flower)
Lineage: Eukaryota; Viridiplantae; Streptophyta; Magnoliopsida; Lamiales; Phrymaceae
Source: RefSeq, a predicted model, not a curated record